Messenger RNA from Arabidopsis thaliana (thale cress), 1346 nucleotides. RefSeq names its product Sec14p-like phosphatidylinositol transfer family protein. Bases 408 to 1127 code for a protein of 239 amino acids. Lineage: Eukaryota; Viridiplantae; Streptophyta; Magnoliopsida; Brassicales; Brassicaceae. The record is from RefSeq and is marked reviewed. The transcript is spliced from 5 exons.
CGGACCACAAAAGGCUCUCUCUUUAUUUCUCUGUGAGAUUUUUUUAGGAUCUGAGAGAGCCAAAGAUCAUGGAGGAAAGCCAAGAACUUGCCUUGACCCAGUUGAGAAAAUCGGUCGAGAAACUCUCUUCUUCUACUGAGGUAAUCUAAUUCGACGCUUUAGUUUCAUUACAGUUUACAAAGCUUGCAUCUUUUGGCCGUUUCAUGAGUUUCACUGACAAUGUCUCGUUAGAAAAUGAGAAAUAUCUGUCAUUUGAUUUUGAUGGGUUUUAUAUGGGCUACACUGUUAAAACUCUGUCUCCAUUCUCGUCAUAGUGGUUUGUCUGAUUAGGUUUGAGCCUCCCAUCAGAAACCCUAACAGUAGAGACAGUUUAGUAAAAGUGAAUCCAUAAUCAGAAAAUCUCAUCAAUGGUUUUUGUUGUUGUUGUUUCCUCUGAAAAGGGAUAUGACAAACCAACAUUGAUGAGGUUCCUGGUGGCAAGAUCAAUGGACCCAGUCAAGGCAGCAAAGAUGUUUGUAGAUUGGCAAAAAUGGAGAGCCUCCAUGGUUCCUCCAACUGGAUUCAUCCCUGAGUCAGAAGUGCAGGAUGAAUUGGAAUUCAGAAAGGUCUGUCUUCAGGGUCCGACCAAAUCCGGACACCCAUUGGUGCUUGUCAUAACCUCUAAGCAUUUUGCUUCUAAGGAUCCAGCUAACUUCAAGAAGUUUGUUGUUUAUGCGCUAGACAAAACAAUCGCAAGUGGCAACAAUGGCAAAGAAGUUGGAGGUGAGAAAUUAGUAGCCGUUAUUGAUCUGGCAAACAUUACAUACAAGAACCUUGAUGCUCGUGGAUUGAUCACUGGCUUUCAAUUCUUACAAUCUUACUACCCGGAACGCCUUGCAAAAUGCUACAUUUUGCAUAUGCCCGGAUUCUUCGUGACCGUUUGGAAAUUCGUCUGCCGUUUUCUAGAGAAAGCAACUCAGGAAAAGAUUGUGAUAGUUACGGAUGGAGAAGAACAGAGAAAAUUCGAGGAGGAGAUCGGAGCAGAUGCUUUACCGGAAGAGUACGGUGGCCGAGCUAAGCUCACAGCAAUCCAAGAUGUUCUUCUUCCUCAGGCUGCUCCAGUAACUCUAACAAACAAUAAUGUUUAGCUCUUUAUUUUUGGAAGCAUUAACCUGAAUAUUUGUAAUGGUCAGAACAUAACUAGUGGUACAUCUCUAAAUUUCCAAAAGAAGCAAUGAAAACAUGAGAAAGUAAUGCGAAUAUAUUCAAUCUGGUGACUGAGUGCUCGCUCUUGCUUAUCUUUUCUUAUUCACAUCAUAAGUAAGCUGUAAAGCAGGAUUGAUCAACAGACCAGACUAACUUCUAGA